AUGGGAGUUUGUACAUCUAGAUAAAAGAGAACUUUAAGAUAAAUUGGAAAAGCUGAGGUUUAAUUAGUCUUAGAAAAUCUUUCAAAGGAAUCUUAAAUCAAUGAUUUCUAUAAGAUUUUAAAUGGUCAAACUUAAACAGUGUUUGAAAAUUUGUUAAAUAACAAAAAUAUCAAUCGUAAUAUAAGUUAAACUGAGUACGAUUUCUAUUCAAAAUAAACAGAAGAGUUGAGUCUCUUGAAUACUUAUCUUUAAAAUUAUUACAACAACUAUUAUAGGAUUGUAAUCUCCAACAUAAAAAGUGAAAAUUUUUAUUACUUUGAAAAUUUAAAUCUAAAGUUUGUAAUCUAACUCUAUUUGGCUAUGAAAACAAUUAAAAAUAAUGGAAAAGAGUGGUGGAAUUAAUAGACUUUUCACACUCUAGAAAAACUCAUUACAAAUAGAUUCGAUAUCUAUCCAAAAGUUGUUUAAGAGGGAAGAAUAACACCAUUCUUAAAUUUUAUACUACUUUUAAUAAAAUUAAGCAUUAAACUUAUGAAAUUAGAGGGAAUGACUCUUUAAGAAAAAGAAAUUGAAUUCAUAUACGAUACUAAGGGAUCAAUGCUCUACAAUUAAAUUAAACUUGAACUUUUAAAUUGA
This is a messenger RNA of Paramecium sonneborni, 636 nucleotides long. NCBI's taxonomy places the organism in Eukaryota, Ciliophora, Oligohymenophorea, Peniculida, Parameciidae. The record is from the annotation of a GenBank genome assembly.